Messenger RNA from Xiphophorus maculatus (southern platyfish), 6406 nucleotides. RefSeq names its product putative P2Y purinoceptor 10 (gene p2ry10). The record is from RefSeq and is a predicted model, not a curated record. Bases 3115 to 4365 code for a protein of 416 amino acids. Gene Ontology annotation, molecular function: G protein-coupled receptor activity. Gene Ontology annotation, cellular component: membrane. Gene Ontology annotation, biological process: positive regulation of Rho protein signal transduction; phospholipase C-activating G protein-coupled receptor signaling pathway. The transcript is spliced from 4 exons. NCBI's taxonomy places the organism in Eukaryota, Metazoa, Chordata, Actinopteri, Cyprinodontiformes, Poeciliidae.
GACCUUCUUUUUGAACGUAGCAUCUGAGAGGAAGUUGGGCUGCUUGCCCUUGCGGUUUGCCACGCUUUGCAUUUUUUGAUGAGUAGAGUGUGUUUUGAAAUCUUUGUUAUUCUCAUUCACGCAAGGUGUGAAUAAUGUCUUGACCUCUGUGUCCUGCUGUCUUUGUUUUUUUUUUAUAAUUCUGAUCUAAGAAGUUAUAAGAUGAGGAGACUAUCUCUGCAUCUCAGUUCGGAGACGUUUGCGGAGUGAAAGAAAAACGAGUAGGUGUCGGAUAAACAGAGCAACCGAAGACCAACGCAGUCGGGGGUCAAGACAAGUCCAGGUUUCCAGCAAAGAGAAAAAUAAAAUGUCACUGUAUUUGUCUUCCUCUUGUGGGACCAGUGUAGGAAGGGUGUGGACCAGCCUUGAUGACAGAAGGAAGGCUGAUGCUUCUCUGAUCAAAAAAAAAAAACAAGCUCCUAGCACUAGAUUUCCUGUUGCAGUCUUUAUCAAAAUUUAAUCUGCUACCUUCAAUGUCAACACUUUGUUGAGCACGCAAAACAAUGAACGAUCCUGACAAAUGCUAGGCUUUGAGUUCACACGGCUCUUUUGUUUCACACUUUAUGCGAUUUUAUGAGCUGCUUUCUAAAAAGGGAAUUCAAAUUUGUAGAAAGUGCUUACCUAAUACUCUGACUAUGUCACCUUGUGGUGAAAUCUCACGGAGGUCUCUCCGACAGGACUGAGAGGAAUGCUUCCAGUUGCACGACAACCAGUUGUUUUGUUUUUUUAUCUAACUCUUCGGUUUAUCAGGAAAACCCCUCCUGUAAACGGUUAGGCCGUAAAUUUCAGGGCAGGGCCGCACCUUGGCUGGAAUCCGUAUCUCCAGAGCCACGGCAGGAGAAAAUGAGGCGUUGAUAGCGUGAUCAGGUUUAGAGAAGCAACAUCCAGAGGAACAAAGAAACUUUAAAAAAUAAAAUCAAAAGCGUUGGUAGGUUGUGUGAACCUUGAGAACCCGAAGGUUUGAUGAAAACAACAACAAAACUAGAAAACUGCUGGGACUUUUUCUGGAGCCAUUUUCUGCAACACACACUCCAGACGCUGGAUUGCAUCACACAUUAAGUCAACAUCCCAAUACAAAUGUUCAAUAUUAAUACAUUAAAAUGAUGACAAUCUUAAAAGCAAUAAUUGGAUGCUGGAAGGAGUCUUACUGAAAUAGACUUGAUGGAUAACAGAGCCAGAGAGAGAUGGGAGCAAAGAUGAUAAACAGAUUGGAGGAAAAUGGAAAUUUAUCUCAGUCAAUGAGGAUAUUCAUUUACUGUCGGCCAUUUUUAACGUGUCCAUACACCAAAAAAGUCAAAUUAAAAAACACACAAUCCUGACAACAAAACAGCAGCAACAAAGACCAAACCAAUACAGAAAUAUAUAAACAAUAUUUCAAUUUAUGUCAAUGGUAAAAUCACAAAGAGUAGGUAGAAGCACAAACCUAUUCUACCUUCACACAGCGUCAUCAAAAUCAAAACGGCAGAAUCUUUUCUGUGUAUUUACCUAUCCUGAAUUAAUUCCAGGCGAGUCUGCAGGCAAACCCGCAAAAUAAAACAUAAUCAAACCUUAUUGUAUUCGUUUAGCAAAUAAUUUUUAUCCAUUUUUUUUAUUUAAUGAGUGAAAAACAGAGUUUUAACUCCUCACAACAAUUAUUACACAGCUUAAAUACAGUUGUUUUUAACCUUCAGGUUUUUUUUGUUUUUAACCUUUAGUUUUUUUGUUUUUCUAAAAACACCCUUCUCUAUUAGUUUGUUUCUUUAACUCUUUAUGUCCUAAGCUUCAAAACUCCGCCUGGAUAUUUUUUAUAAUUUUAAUUGUACCCAGCUCUUUAAAUGUCCUGAGUGAAUAUAUUUGCCCAUUAAUCCAUAACAACUGGGUCUUAACUUCAUGACUUCCAUCUCUACCAAGUUAUUUUUUACAAUUUACCCUCUAUUAAAAGAGCGGCCCUCAGAUUAAUUUCCCUCCCUGCUACAGUGGGGGUUAAAUUACCGUAAUAACCCCAAAUUGGCUGGAAAGCGCAACGUCUCCCCUUUCAGAAUCUCUUGGAAUUUUUCAGAUAACGCAGAGUGUGGAGGAAUUACUGUACUGCAAAUUUGGCGCUCCGUUUAAUUUCAAACCACUUCACACUUUGGAAGGAGUUUGUUACUGUCUUUGUCCAUGAUGUUGUCACUGCAACAUUUUUCUCCGGCCUGUAUGCAAGCGAAACAAAACUCAUACAGUUAAAACUGUCAGCUACAAAAACACAGCUCAAUAUCAGUAAUUCAGCCCCCAGUAGUUUUUGUGGAGUCGGUGCGAGGCUGGCAUCUCUUUCAAAUACCAGGACAUUUUAAGAGUCUGGCGUGCUUUACCUGUAAACUGAGAGCGAUAAUCACUCACAACCAAAUCCCCAGGCACAAAAUCCACCUUCUCACCUCCUCGGUCCUCAGAGCCGAGUGCUAUGAAGAGGAAAACUAAAAACGCGGUGAGCUGGAGAGGAGAGAGCAGAAACAAAGAGAAAAUGUCUCCCUGUACCUCUCUGUUUGUGUUUCAUCCUGUAAAAUGGUGCAGGAAAAAAACUACUGUCUUAAUAUGACAGUAGAGUUAACAAGAAUUGUAUAUUAUUUUUUAAUUCUCAUACACAGAUAUUGAUGUACCUAAAUAAAUAAAAAAAAAAUUCUGUGAGGGACUCUGUAACUGCACUAAAGGAUAAAAGUUUCAUACAACUCAAUAAACUGGUUGCUUUGAGGAGAUUUCUAUAGACAGCAGGCUGUAGAAGAUGUGGGAGCAAAGGCUAAGAGAACGUUGGCAGAUGCAAAUGAACGGGUUCUGAAGCAGAUGUUCUGCUGCUAGAACGUUCCUGGUAGCGGGCCACCGGAGUGGAGCGGCGGCGCGGAGGAAGAAAAACACCUGCUCGAUACGAAACCGAAAGUUCACGUGAGGAUGUGGGGCUAUGUGGACGGCCGCGUUUGGUUUGGCAAAUGUUUGAAACUGGCAAAACGUUCCCAACUCUGCUCAGAAUGAGUUCAUUUGAAAAGUGGCGAUGCUGACUAAGAACAUGAAGUGACACACACCGCCCUCUGUGGUGUUUUUAUUCAAUAAGAGAACAACAACAUAAUGACUGUGAAUGAAACUGGACCCACAGAGGGGUUCUCAGGCAACCUCUCCCACCCGUCCUGCAACCAUGACUUGUCCUGCUGGGAGCAGACGAUGGACAAGAUGUACACCUACUUCUACCUGCUGCUCUUCGUCCCUGGCCUCUUCCUCAACACCACCGCUCUCUGGGUCCUCUGCAAACACUUCAGUAAGAAGACCAAAGCGGUGAUAUUCAUGAUAAACCUGGCCUUGGCAGACCUGGUCCACGUCCUCUCUCUGCCCCUACGGAUCUAUUACUACUUCACACACUCCUGGCCCUUCGGAAAAGGCAUCUGCUUGCUCUGCUUUUAUCUCAAAUACCUGAACAUGUACGCCGCAAUCUUUUUCCUGGUGUGCAUCAGCGUGCAGAGAUACAGGUUCCUCCUCAAGCCGUUCACCGCCCGCCGCUGGAGGCGUCGCUACGACCUGCUCAUCAGCGUGGCGGUGUGGGUGUUUGUCGCUGUCGGUUGCUUGCCUUUCAUUCUGAUGCGGAGCAGCGAGAGCGGCAACGCCAUCGAGAGCCUCCCCCAUCACUCCUCCACCCCCGCCAAGCCGUUGAGCAUGGCGUGCAGUCCAAACGCCAGCGCCGCGUCCAGCAACACGUCCAGCAACGGCGGCUGCUUCAAAGACCUGCCCACGCGGAAGAUCUCCGUCCCGCUGGCUGUCAGCCUGAUCAGCAUGUGCGAGCUGUUUGGAUUCCUGCUCCCUCUCGUCUGCAUCAGCUACUGCUCCAUCCGCAUAGCCUGGUCCCUCAACCACAGCCAGCCCCAGGCCCGGCAGGACUCCGCCGCUCCCUGCCCCUCGAUGCGCAGCAGACUCCAGUCCUUCACUUCCAACGGCCACGCAGACAAAAGCCACGAAAAGCCCGCCAACAGCAGCGAGAAGCGGCGGGCCCUGCGGAUGGUCCUGAGCUGCUCGGCUCUUUUCCUGCUCUGCUUCGCCCCGUACCACAUCAACUUUGUGCUCUACCUGAUGGUCUCGCAGAAGUUUGUCGUACACUGCGCCACCGUGCUGGCCGUCAAACAGUUUCACCCCAUUUCCCUCUGCUUGGCAAGCAUGAGCUGCUGCCUGAACCCUCUCCUGUAUUACUUCCUGAACGCCGAAUUCAGAAUGCACCUCAGGCGCACCUCGUCCUUCACCAACUCGAUCCUGUCCUCGCCGAGCUCCCCGAGAGACUGUCCGACGCAAGCCAAGCUGCUGAGGAUGGAGAGCAUCUGUUCCGAGAAGGAUUAGCAUCUCAGAGAGAAGAUCCCACUGGGCCUUGCAAAAGUACUCAUACUGCCUCUUGAACUCUUUCACAUUUGUGAGACAGAGGCCCAAUCUCAAAGUGUUCAAUUGCAAAGUCAAUUCUUUUUAAGUCACGUGUGAUAUAUGUACAAAUUUCAUAACAACCGAAUGUGACAUGGUUACUUGAUUGUGCUGUAAAAAGUCACUAUGUGCCUCGAAAACAUAAUACUGCCCCUUCAACAAGUUGGUGGCAUCCAUCUUUCCAUCCGUUCCAAUUGGCUUUCCAGUUUCUGAUGAGUGAAUGUCUUCCCACAGCAUGGUGCUGCCUCUCCCAUGUUUCACCAAGGGAAUGAUUUGUUCAGGCCAAUGUCCAGUUUUAGCUUUCCAACACAAAUUAUGCUUGCUUGUAAGCCAGAAAGUUACAUUUUGGGGGGGGGUUCUGACCGGACCACAUCUUUACUGUGUCCCGUCCACAAACCUGCUCAACAAGUCCUGCUGUCCUGCCUGUCCAUAUUUCCCCACUGUCACAACCCAGAGGGACAUCUGAACCUAUCAAGACAGUGAGUCAUGUAUCCUGCAGUAGGGGACCAUCGUCCUUCAUGGCUUGUGGCAAAAAGUAAAAGAAACUUCCUAUAGCUUAUGGCACUCUUCCAUGAAAGUUGGAUAUUUAAGAACCUAUUCAGUCAACACAUUAUCCUACCUGAGCUGUGGAUCUGUGAAGCUCCUCUAGAGUUACCAUGAGCCCAUUGGCUGCGUCUCUUGAUUAACGCUCUCUUUUGUCCGUUUAGGACGCCCACGUCUUGCCUCCCUUGUGGUUUUGCAAUACUCCACCCUGAUUUUUAGAAAACGGUUUGAACUCUUUGAGAUCUUCUGGAUCGUCAAACUUAUCCACAAGUGUCUACUUGAAUUAUGUGCUUGUGUUUAGGGAUGCACAAUAUUAUUGGCAUGGUAUCGGUAUUGGACGAUGAUAACUGUAAAAUUUAACAUCGGCCAUUCCAUCAGAAUAACUCACCGAUGUUUUUAUAUGACAAACCAGGGACAACGAUGCCUGCAGCACAACUUCAUAAACUGUUAAGUAUUAAUGCACGACUGAUGUGCUUUUCACUUGUUGCUUGUGAACAGGUUGAGUUUAGUUUUGUGAAGAUUUACAAACUUGCACUGUUUGAGCGUUGUCAUUGUCUGAGAGAUAAUGUCAUGAAUAAAUUUGACAUAAAAAUAAUGCUAGUUGGAAGUGCUACAUGAUAUUCAGCCUCCCUUUAGAAUUUGCAUUCAAUAGCAGGCUAAAUUGGCAAAGAUAAUCGCAAUUUUCAUUACACAGUAGAGAAAGCCAUAGAAUUUCAGUAAGUAGGUAUAGAAAAAACUUAUUGGUAUUGGUAUUGGUUAUCGGCCAAGUGAGUUUCAGUACAUCGGCAUAUCGGAUAUCGACCAAAAAGCCGUCCCUACAUCCUUAAUCUUCAUGAAGCUGUUCAUAAUCUGAAUAACAUCUGACUGGUUCCACUGGUUUUUAUUUUGGGGCAUCACAGAAAGAACUCUGACAGCAUACAAUCUUCACGCAUUCGCUUAAAAAAAAAUACUUUUCCUUCCACUUUCCAUCAACGCACAACUAAAACAAAUAAAUACGCCGACGUCUGUGACUGUAUGAAAAACAUCCUGAGGCACAAAUUCUUUGGCAAGGCUCUGCUGUCUUCAUUCAGGUACUAUUUAAGCUGAACUGAACUGAAAUGACAUGUUUUUAUGCCAAAAAAAAAAAAAAAGGGCAACCGGCUGGGAGCAAAGCAGACUUUAAGUCUUGCCCACGGACAGUUUGGCGUACGCCGACAUGUGAGGUUAGGAUUUGAUCAAAUGUACCCAGCUCUGAAAAGCUGUGACCUGGAAGAAAGGAGGAAUAAGAAACAACCACCUCACGUUUCCUCAUAAUAGUUCUCAAAUGUUUGUCUCCAGGCCUGUUAGUCCCCUGCGCUGAAUGUAGAAAUUUCAGAUAAGCUAUCUGACAGAAACCACAUGUCAGUGUAUUGCAAUUUACUGUAAAUACAAGCGAUGCUUUUUG